AUGGAGAUGGAAUUAGCAAACAGUCAAAAGGAGAUUGACAGUUUGACCUCACAAUUUGGUGAUCUUGACCAGUUUGACCAAUUUACAUAUCCUUUAGAGCUUCAGAGUAUGAUAGAAAAUGUAGGCGGGGAAAGGUUAAAAGCCCAAAAGUUGAAGGUUAACAAGAUUCAGUCGUUAAUCGAUCAACACAAAGAUGUGCUGGAUAGAGCAAAGCAUGACUAUGAACAACUGAAGAAAACUGUUGAUGAACUGCGGGCAUCUGAUCAGAAUGUCGAGUUGGUAAAAGAGCUGAAACUACAAAUAAAAGAGCUGGAAGGAGCCGUGGGUGAAUCCACCAAGGAUUCUGAUGUGUCUAAGAGAGUGCCUCAGAUGGUAGCAGUUGUUAUAGGUGUAGAUGUUGCUGAUGGGGAUGUUGUUGUCAAUGUUUACAUAAACCAUGAGAAGAAGUUUGCCUUUGUGGAGAUGAGAUCUGUUGAGGAGGCCAGUAAUGUCAUGGCCUUAGAUGGAAUUCUUUUUGAGCUUUGCUAUUUGGAACAGGGUGUUGACUUCCUAGUUGCCUCUCCAGGACGCUUGGUGGAUAUGAUAGAGAGAGCCAAAGUUUCUCUCCAAAAAGUCAAGUAUUUGGCUUUGGAUGAGGCCGAUCGAAUGUUGGAUAUGGGGUUUGCGCGCCAGAUAAUAAAAAUUGUUGAGCAGAUGGAGAUGCCUCCACCAGGUGCAAGGCAGACAAUGCUUUUCAGUGCAACAUUUCCAACUGAUAUACCAAAGCUUGCACCAAAUUUUCUUUCAAACUACAUAUUUCUAACUGUUGGAAGGGUUGGAUCCAACAUUGAUCUGAUUGUUCAAAGAGUUGAAUUUGUCUUGGACAUGGACAAAAGAAAUUAUUUGAAGAGGCUCCUUAAUGCCCAGAGGGCAUAUGGAACCCAUGGAAAGAACUGUAUUGUCUUGAUGGAGCAGGCUUUGACUCUUGUUUUUGUGGAAACAAAAAAGGAGCAGAUGCAUUAG
Molecule: messenger RNA, 1002 nt
Organism: Ilex paraguariensis (yerba mate)
Lineage: Eukaryota; Viridiplantae; Streptophyta; Magnoliopsida; Aquifoliales; Aquifoliaceae
Source: the annotation of a GenBank genome assembly